Molecule: messenger RNA, 3593 nt
Organism: Doryrhamphus excisus (bluestripe pipefish)
Lineage: Eukaryota; Metazoa; Chordata; Actinopteri; Syngnathiformes; Syngnathidae
Source: RefSeq, a predicted model, not a curated record
UAACAGGUGCAUAUUAACAAGCUAGCAGGAUUCAAAGCGCUAUAUCUGAAUAACUCACCGCUAUAAGAGUGUUUUGUUUGCUCUGUCGCUUUUACCGGCAAGGUAUUCUUGCGUUAGUUUGUGCGAAAGAACUUAUCACGCCAUUAUUUGUGAUACAACAAAACCACUCACAGUCAGCAGUGGAGUUCCGGGACAGCUAACGCUAGCAACUCCGGUUGACGGAGCUGUCAGUAUGCGCUAAUUAUGUAAGUGGUCUCAAUGGGGAAAACUUUAACACAAAGACAUAAAAAUAUGUUUUUAGAGUUCUUACCUGCGGGUCGUUUACUAAACAGGUGCCGUGAUAGCGGAUAGAGAAUGUAAAAUAACAGGCAGCCAAUCAUGUUGCGGUUUUUGUGUGUGCGCAUGCGCGCUGUGAGGUCACUUGACUAUGGUGUGACGUAGUGAGACAUAAACAUCCACAAGUCACAUUGUUUUGCUUUUUAUUUCAGCUAAAAUCAACCUUAAAAUGUUUCCAAGCCAUUACAGCAAUCAUUUAUAUUCGAUUCCAUGUCUUUAUUGAACAUACACAACUCCAGAAGCCAUGAAUUAUUUAGUACUACACUAAAGGAUAGAAUUACAAGCUAGGAAGCACAGUGAAGGCAUUUAUUUUCACUUUACUGACUCACACAGAGAAGACAAUUCUUUACUAGUAGAAUGUUAAGUAUUAACAAAAGCUGACAAAAAAAAUGUCCACAUUAUCUUUUGAAUCACUUUGCUUAGAGGAUAAUAAUACAUCGACACUGAGACGAGGCUUGGAAGAUGAGCUUGACGCAGAAUUGGAGAUGGAUGAAAACAGGAACGGCGACACCUCUGUAGCCGACGUCUACCUGCAAGCCUGCAAGCUGGUGGGCGUUGUGCCGGUUUCAUACUUCAUCCGGAACCUUGACUCUCCAAUCAUGGCACUUAGCCACCGCAGCCUCGGCGCACUGGGGUGCAAGGCACUCAGUAUCGCAUUAGUGAGCGACAUGCAUAUCGACACUCUUGAACUGGCCGAUAACGACAUACAAGCAGAGGGAGCCAAGCACCUGGCAGAGAUGCUGAGGGCUAAUUUCACCAUCCAGAAUUUGGACUUAUCCAACAACCGUCUUCAUUCUACUGGAGCUGAGUAUGUGGGUAAAAUGUUGGCGGACAGUAUUUCACUAAAAUCCGUCAAAGUCUCAGGAAAUGGAUUCAUCGGUGAUGAUGCAAAGUAUUUUGCAGACGCGUUGACUAUCAAUUUGGGAAUUAAGGAGUUACACCUGAGCCAUAAUAAGUUUUGUGGAAGAGGAGGGGAGCAUCUAGGGUUCCUUUUGGCCAACAACGAGAGUCUGGAGGUGCUGAACCUUUGCUGGAACCACCUCCGAAUGAAAGGAGCUGUUGCUCUUUGCGCUGGCCUCAAGGUAAAUACCAUGUUAAAGCAUCUUGACUUAUCAUGGAACGGUUUCGGUAACGAGGGCGCCCUGGCUAUGGGCGAAGCUCUGAAAUUCAACAACACUCUAGCGCACCUCAACCUCAGCAACAACCGCAUCACCGACGAGGGUGUCGGGAUGCUCUGUAAGGGUCUUGAGUACAACGACGCUCUACGAGUUCUGCUGUUGGCUUACAAUUCAUUAACGGUAGAGGGAGCGCUGGCGUUGGUCAAUGUGGUGAAGAACACACCUAAAACUGCCUUGGAGGAGAUCAAUAUAUGUAAUGUGUUAGUCAAUGAGAACUUUUUGCGUUUACUGGAUUUGACGUGUGAGGAGCAUCCUGGUCUGGAUGUACAAUACGGAGGCGUGGGAGGGUUUAUUGCCAAGAAACCAGUAAAACGCAUAGACCCAAUGAAAGUCAUUCAGGACUAUCUGGAUCAACACAAGCUACGUCUUUGGGAUUUCUUCCGAAACAUUGACAAAGAUGGCACCAUGCGAGUCCCAGUGGCUGAUUUCAGGAACGCAGUACAGCAAUCAAGUAUUCCCUUGGAUCGAUUCCAGAUUGAGGAUCUUAUUCAGAGGCUGGCUCGUGAUAAGACAGGAAUGAUCGACUACAGAGGCCUGGCUGAUACGAGAAAGCAGAUGAUGAAGAAUCACCGCCGACAACUGCGUAAAGUCGCAUCCCGUCAGAAGAAAGAAAAGCACAAAAGCGACCGCAUCCUGAAGACCUUCCAAAACGCCGUGGAGGCGGUGACGCCGCGCGGUUCUAUGGUCAUGUCUCCAGGCGACCCCAGAGAAUCAGCUGGACCACGUCACUUCUCUGCGACGCCUCUUAGCUCUUGGCACCACAUUGUGACGUCCAAUAGUGCUCGGUAUUCAAUCUCCGACCCGAGCAGCGAUCAUGUCCACAUGCCCACAAAGCCUCCCGGUUACACCAGAUCUCCAACUUUGCACUCUCGCUCCCAACCCAACCUGUUGAGCGCGUUCCCUCGUUCCGCACAAGGUAAGUCCAUCUCCGCAGAGGCCGUACGCUCCAAUCCAGAGAUGGACCACGGCAUUCUUAACCAUCUGACCAGGUCUAGACCGGCUCUUGACGGUAACCAGAUUGGGAUCGAAGUUACACAUAAAAAAGGCAGGAAAACAAAAGCAAAGAAGUUUGUCGUGAAAUACUCGAAGAAUGCGACAAAAAUUGAAAAAAAAAACACCUGAAUGUCAGCGUUCAAUUCCAGUGACACCAAUCCGUGUAUCUCGAACGACUCAUCAAAUCCCGGUCCAAAAGUUUCUGCUGACAUUCACACCGCUAGUGACAAAGUUAUCCACACCUGAGGUGGGAUGUCUGUGUGCAAGGGGUAUUAUUCCACGUAGGUAUUAUUCAAAAAGUGUGAAGACUCACUUUUUCCCACCUCGAACGCAAUUAUCACCGUCCGUGUCACACCAUGAUGCUACUUUGAUGCUAUCUGAUUGAGGAAUCAGUUCAUUGCUUCGUUAUGUAUAAAAGGAACAGUUGAAUAAAUACCAGAUUUUCUGUUGGGACUUCUGUGUAAAAGGGGCUGGCGGAACCGAAUUUCUCUUCAGGAAUAAAGUUUACUGCUACUUGUUCCUUGUUGUACACAGGGCAUAUAUAGACAAACAACCAUUCACACUCACAUUCAUACCUAUGGACAAUUUGGAGUCGCUAAUUAACCUAGCAUGUUUUUUGGAAUGUGGGAGGAAACCGGAGUAUCCGGAGAAAACCGGAGCAAAUUCCACACAGAGAUAGCCGAGGGUGGAAUUGAACCCUAAUUCGGACGAGAGGCGGGGUACACCCUGGACUGGUGGCCAGCCAAUCACAGGGCACAUAUAGACAAACAACCAUUCACACUCACAUUCAUACCUAUAGACAAUUUGGAGUCGCUAAUUAACCUAGCAUGUUUUUUUGGGAAAUUAGGAAUAAGCCGGAGUACCCAGAGAAAACCCACGCAUGCACAGGGAGAACAUGCAAAUUCCACACAGAGAUGGCCGAGGGUGGAAUUGAACCCUGGUCUCCUAGCUGUGAGUUUUUCGCGCUAACCACUUGUCCGCCAUGCAGCCCAAAUUUGCAUAUUAAUAAUAAUUCAUGGUUCCAUUUAUCACAGUGAGUCUUCCAGGUCCUGAUGCAGCAAAACAGUCCCAGACCAUCACACUACC